Messenger RNA from Symbiodinium pilosum, 555 nucleotides. The record is from the annotation of a GenBank genome assembly. NCBI's taxonomy places the organism in Eukaryota, Dinophyceae, Suessiales, Symbiodiniaceae.
AUGCUCGCUCGAGCCGGUCUCCAGCAGCUUGUUCCUGAAAAGUCCGGGCGUUGGAGCCAUAAUAAGGGCUUGUUUACAGAGCUUGUUCAGGCAACCCAGGGAUGCUCGAUUCCUGACCUACUGGUCAUUUUGACACGUGCCAAAGCUCUGCAAGUGGAACACUGGCCAGAGUGCGUUAAAGCUGCUGAGAAGCUGAAGCUGCUGCAGACAAUGCUCGGUGACUUGCAGUCGGCACUAAGCUGGACCAGCAUCGAAGAUAUUGACUUGCUGCUACAACGGGUGGUGGCUCUGGAUUUACGCGGCCACGACUUCAGUCUGCUCGUGUCUGCUGUUGAGCAGCGGCUUCACAGACUCCAGAGCCUCCGCCGUGAGCUGAGAACAGCAGCUCGGUCCUCCGACAUCAUCCUGCUUGCAGGCACACUGCAAACAUCAGACGAACUCGGGGUGAGAGGAUCUGGUGUGUCGCACUGGAAAGAAGUCGAGGUUGCUGAAGUCCGGCUGAAGGUUCUCCAUGCGCUUUUGGCCAAGAUGUUCAUGACUCAGCUUGCCUAUUAG